Messenger RNA from Adineta ricciae, 510 nucleotides. The record is from the annotation of a GenBank genome assembly. NCBI's taxonomy places the organism in Eukaryota, Metazoa, Rotifera, Eurotatoria, Adinetida, Adinetidae.
AUGAAUCGAGCGAUUGUGAAAUUAUUUUCAUCGUCAUCUCGACUCGUGCCAAGAAUUUAUGCAUCGACAGUACCAACGGGAACGAAAGUAACUGGACAUCACGGUGCAGGAGACGUUCACCAUCAUGAUGAUCAUGGACACGGACAUGGUCAUCAUCAUGAACCUGAAUUGAGAAAAACACACGAAUGGCGUCAUCAUUCAGGAAUGCAAUCGAAAUAUGAAAAUCAAUCAGAGGAUCCAAAUAUAAGUUUCGUACAAGAACGACCCAAUUAUCACGAUUAUCGUCCAUCAUAUGGUCAAACUCCUCUUACGUUACCCUAUCGAAGUCAUGCUCAUAUUUAUGAAAUGUGGAUGUAUCAUGCAGCUCUCGUCUUUUCCAUUUGGUUUUGGUGGUACGUUCUCUGGCGUUUCAUGAAAGAACCAUUUUGGUUUUUUGGUCACGCUCAUUAUCCCGACAUGUCGAAAUUUACAGACGAAGAAUUGGGUAUUCCAGCCGAUGAUCUUGAUUAA